Messenger RNA from Cyphomyrmex costatus, 6153 nucleotides. RefSeq names its product defective transmitter release. Gene Ontology annotation, molecular function: dynein complex binding; protein binding. Gene Ontology annotation, biological process: axoneme assembly. The transcript has 13 exons. NCBI's taxonomy places the organism in Eukaryota, Metazoa, Arthropoda, Insecta, Hymenoptera, Formicidae. Gene Ontology annotation, cellular component: axoneme. The record is from RefSeq and is a predicted model, not a curated record.
AUGAGCGCAAUCAAACUGGACGAUAAAGCGUUGGACAACACACACGAUCUCUCGUUCGAUUUCCCAGCAGAGAAUAGUCAAACUUCUGUAUCGUACGUUACUCAUACGAAUGCAUCAUCUGUAUCCGAACACAAGAUCGUCACGGAUUGUGCAACAGAAUGUGAAGUUUUAAACAACGCUGUGAAGGCCCAAUCUGAAGCAGAAAAAUGUGAAAAUUUAUGCGGAAGUGAGAAAACAGAAGUAACAACCAACUUCGAUGAAUACAAUAUUCCGACAGUUUCCUUGAAUUACGAUCAAAUAUUCAAUUUAAAUCACGAAAAUCCGCCUUAUUUUAAUUCUAGUAUAAAUAAUUGUGAUGUAUCGCUUUACGAUUAUUUUGAUUGCAACGACACGACAAUUCAAGAAGAAGAUUUCGAAGAUAGUGAGAAAACAAUUCAAAACCAAUUUUUAACGGAUGAUCAACAUCCAAAUUCUUUGAACAAUUUAACAGAAUUUCAAAACAGUCUCGACAUUAAUUCAAUGUAUGAAAAAAUAUGUCAAACAAGAUGUGGGAAAGAAAACUUCGCCGAUUCAGGAAUCUCUAAUAAACUAAACAUAGAAGAUGAUAACAAGAUUAUCCUACAAGCUGUUGAGAAUUGUAUUAAAUCGCAGAAUAUUCCUGAAAGAAACGAUGUCACUUGUAACAUUGUUGAAGAAGACACAAAAAGUAACGAGAUAAAGCUUGCACAGAAUGCUAAGUUUAUAAAUAUUGAAGAUUCUCUUCAAGAAGAAUCAGAUAUAAAAGACUUAUCAGUUUCAGCAAUAGAAUCUGAUAAUUGUUUUAUAAGUAAUAAUGAGAAUUACUUUAAAAAUCACGUCGAUCUCUCGAAACGUAUAGAAGAGAACGCGAAUCAUAUGUUAAGUAUAUGUACCGAAGAAGACAGCAUCGAAGAACAGAUCACAGAGAUAAAGCAAAUGGAUACAAUAAUCAAGAAUCUUUUGUAUACUAGCGACGACGAGCAUUACGAUUCGGCGGAGGAACGAAUGAUAGAAAGCUUAUCUGCAAAAAUGGAAGACGAUCACAAUGAUAUAAUAAAUGAGAUUAUCGAAAGCUGCUGCAGUGCCACAGAUUUCCAGCAACGUUCAACGAUCAGCGAAAUCUCGAGUGCAAGUCUCCCACAAUCGAGUAGCGAAUGUGUAAUUAACAAAUUUCGAGAAAACAAAUUUUUCCCACGUCGUCGCGUCGUUUCCGAGACCGCCAUAGCAAAAGAAGAUAUAUUAAGAACUAUCGAGGAAGCGGAGAAAAUAUUAACUGACAGUCCAUCAUGUUGGGAAACGUCAGAAGCAAGCUUUAAUCAGACAACUGAAAAUUACGACCAAAAUAAUUCGUGGGAAAAAUCUACGGAGGAAGUACAAAAUGAUAAAAAGCAUGAAAGAAUAAAUGAAACAAUAAGUCAAAAAGAAAUUGAUUUUGUCGAGGCUAAAGAUAACAAGAUAAAUUCAGCAAAUACGAUUGAAAAGAUUGCAGUCUCGGAGUCUGAAAGUAAUUUGCAAAAAUUAGCUGAAGUUACAUGUCCAGGUCGUCCUAGAACGCGUAUCGAGAUUCGGGAAACUUUGGAGAAGAUAGAAGAAGAAAAGAGGAAAAUAGAAAAUCGAAAGAAUGAAUCGCUAGAGACACUAUCGAAGAAAUUUGAAGAAAUCGACAUACUUGUUGCUAGUCAUAAUUAUACUUUUCCCAAAUCUAAUAAUGAUUCUUAUGAAUUAAAAACUCCAGAGAAUGUCGCCAUUGAUUCUGAUAGUCUCGACGAGCUUCAGAUUCAGAUUGAUCCGAAAAGUUUCGAACUUCCUUUAACAAAGUCCGAAAUAACUGAGAAAUUAAAAAUCGAGGAAUUAGAAAAAGAGCUAGAGAAUGAAAUAAAAGAGCACAAGAAACUUAUGGAUGAAUAUCAAAAAAUUAUUGCUACGGAUUUAGAGAAGAUUCAAUUGACUUUGGAGUCAGAAUCAACGCAAGCUUCCGAUGGCGUGGGUAUCGAUGAAGAAAUAAAAAACGAAUCCAAAGACGAAAAGAUAAGUGAGGAAUUUUCAAAUGAAAUAAUAGAAAUGUUAGAUGAUACAACGAUAUCUAAAAUCGAUUCGGAAUCCGACGAUUUUUUCAUGGAAGAGUGGAAGGAACCAGAAAGGACGUACAUUAAAGGAAAAGUCUACGACUUCGACGAAAAAAAGCAUGGAGUUAGGAUGACAGAAGAACUCAUCAGGAAGCACUGCAAGGAGUAUAAGUUGUAUCAAACCCCGUAUUUAAACGACGUUCUGUAUUUGCAUUACAAAGGCAGAUUUUCCUUCAUUGAGAACCUCGAGAAAUACACGGGUCUAAAGUGUUUGUGGCUAGAGAGCAAUGGUAUAUGCGAGAUUGCCAAUUUAGAAAAUCAGAGCGAACUUAGGAGCUUGUAUCUGCACCACAACCUAAUCAGCAAAAUCGAGAAUCUGGACUGCCUGGAGAAGCUCGACACCCUGAAUCUCUCGCACAACACGAUACGGAGGAUCGAGAAUCUCGGUGACUCGAGUCGUGAAGCGGACGGCCUCAAGUUCCUGAACAACCUGAACCUGUCGCACAACUAUCUACGAGAAACCGCUGACAUCGAGCAUCUCCGUCUGCUGCACACGCUCUCGAUCUUGGAUAUCUCUCACAACAGGAUCGACACCUGCGACGUCGUUGACAUUUUGGGAGAUAUGAAGUCGCUACGCGUCGUUACGUUGAGUGGUAACCCAGUACUCAAACAGAUAAAGAUGUAUCGCAAAACGAUGAUCCUUAAAUGCAAGAAUCUUCAGUAUCUAGACGAUCGACCGGUGUUCCCACGCGAUCGUGCCUGCGCCGAGGCCUGGAUGCGUGGCGGUGUCGAGGAGGAGGUGGCCGAGAGGAAUCGGUGGUUCCAAGCGGAGCAGAAGAAAAUCAACGACAGUGUUAUGGCCCUGAUAAACAAAAGGAAGCUGUGCAAACCGGUCGGAACGUCCGAAAAGGAGGCGACGGAUAAGAAGAAGAAGGAGAAGAAGGAGGAGGAGGAGGAGGACGAAGAAGUCACGACGAAAUCAAGCGCUCGCACCGCGACAAGGAGCAGCGGACUGGUAAGAACUAGUUUCGUCAAGGUCUGGUACAGAAUUCGUGCUUUGAAUAAUAUCACCACCAUCGGUCCCGUCGGCUAUUUGAUCAUUCACCACCUCGACCUGGAGAGGAAGAAAAAAUCUAAGGAGCGAGCCUUCCUCGGUUCCUAUGACUCUCCAUCGUCGUCGUCGUCGUCGUCGUCGUCGUCAUCAUCGUCGUCAUCGUCGGAAGACGAACAGCUCGCAAGCGACGAAGAAAACGAGCGCUCACGGCAAAAAGGAGGCGAGGAAAGUGACGGAAGGAGGCCAAUGGCGGAGCAAGAGAAAAAAGUUUCCGAUGAAAACAACGAGGAGCUUCUGCUGCCCUGGAAAGCCAAGAUUCGAGAAGAGAUCCGACCGCAAACACUGAUCGAAGAAAUAUCGGAGUCUAAACAUGACAUCGCUGAUGAUGCGGAAAGAAAAUGGCACGAAGAUCAAAUUUUGAAUAACUAUGAAAGUAUAUACGAUUCGCUCAGUGAUGGUAUCGUCAACAAUGAGACUGCCUCUCCUAGUUUUCUAAAAGAAGAAUUAGAACCACAAUUAGAAAAAGAAAAAACAGCAGAUCUACAAGAACCAUUUAGUAACAAUAUUAAAGCUAAUGAUCGUAAAAGCGAGAGAACAUUUACCCGUUCAGUAUCGUGUGACACAUCGGAUCUAAAACAGAUGUUAGAAGAAGACCAGAAACUUGCUAAUGCAGUCACCAACGCGAAAUACGACAUAUCGAGCAAAAGUAUCAAGAGCUACCAAAGAAAAAGCAGAGACUAUCCGUUCGGUUCUAAACUUAGCAGCAUCCGAGAAGAGAUGAGAGAAUUCUGCGACAGUAUGGAUAGGUUUGUUGACGAAAACAAGAUAGUGUUCAAGAACGGCGAGGUGGAGGGAUUUUGGGGCGAGAGAAAGAUGGUGGACCAAAAUUUACAAACCGAUUUUGUUGAUGAUAACAAGAUCCAAGAGACCAAGGUUUCCGCAGGCGAGGAAGGUAAACUACGAUGGUGGAAUACUAAGGAAAGAAAACUGAAGAUCAAGGAGAUCCUAAAGAAGCAAGAGGAUGAAGCAAAGAAAAACAAAGUGGAAGCAGAAGAUACCGAAAGAGAUGAAAAAUCCAAUCGCUGCUCAUCGGAAGAUAAAAAGCAGCUGACCGAUGGUGCGAGUAAUUUUCAGGAUGUCUAUGACUUGAUGACACUAAAGACUUGCCCAAAUGUUCUUUCGGAUUCAACGAAAACGUAUUCCGCGAAAAACAUGGAAAAUUAUGAAAGCGAACAAUCUGUAAGCAUACAGCGAGAAGAAUCGCACGAAGUGUUUCACAAUCUCUUUGCUGAAUUGAGAAAUCGGGACAUUCGGGACUGCGUACACAAACCGAAAGUUUCUACUGAAUUAAUAGAUCUAGAGGGAAAACUGGAUUACGAAAAAUUAGACAUUGAUACAGAGAAGAAAAAUAUUUGUACCCUCAUCAAUACGAAGCAGCCUGUUAAUUCUAAUGAACAGUAUUCGGAAUAUGAAGAUACUGCAAACAAGAAUAAUUCUGCAAAAAUCGAAAUUUCGGAUGACAAAGUUAUUAAUCUUUCAUUCGAAUCUUCGGAAAGGAAGAAAAACAUCGAUGAAUCCGACGAUGACUCCUUUAAGACGGCAACAUCCAUUCUAGAAGACUCGCAAAUUUUGGAUGGCAGUUAUGAAUCACCAAAAACUUUAAAAUUGACUAAUAAGGAAAAUAAUUUUGACAAAAUUAUCGAUUCAAUUAAAAAUGAAAAUAUCGUGCAUUUAGUAAACAAUAAUUGGAAGGAAGUAGUUUCAAAUAAAGAUCAUAACGACGCGGUUUACGAAAACGAGAAAAUCAAUGACGAGUUAGAAAAAUCUUCUAGCAGAACGGAGAUAUCACCGAGCGAACAAGAAUUUUCAACUAAAAUAGAACAAUCUAAUCCUCAAAUGGAAUCGCUCGUUCGAAAGAUAGAUCGUUUAUCCUUAGAAAGAGUGAAUCAUUCUUCAAAACUGACAGGUAAAAGAACUCGCGAAGCGGAGGAUGUCGAGGUAAGCAACAAGAAAUCUUUCCUGAUCGAGGAAAUGAAUCCCGGAAGGAAACUAGAGGAACGCAAAUUUCGUAGCCAAAUCUCUGAAAGAUGCAGACAGCAUCUGAUACAAGAAACAAAGAAAUUCGCGAAGAAAGUGUCGCCGUUAAUCGAUAAAUGUAUAACGAAUCUAAUAAAAGAUGCGGGAAAUGCAGACGAGAAAUCACAAUGCUACAAUUGGAGAAAUCUCGAAUACUUGCCAUCCGGUUGCAUUUCAAAAAUGGAUCUUGGUAAACCCGCGGGCGAUUUUGAAAAACGAAAUAAUUGCCAUGAUAAGUACGACAAUAAAUUUAAUAAUGUGACAAAUAUGUACUCUGAAAAACAAGAAUUAAUGACGAAAGAAGCUGUCGACUCGCAAUUCGCUGCGUCAGCUCAUCAUUCUGAUAUUCAAUCGCUUGCCAAUCUUUUUCGACAAUCCGAAAACUCUGAGUCACAGUCACCAGCAGUAAAUGCCAAUGUAUCACUUUAUAAAGAAUUUUGCGAUCAUUUGCAUAAAUUAGAGAAUAGCAAGAAAUUGUUGAUUAAGCCUGAUUUCACAAUGGACAAUAAACAAUCAAGAAAAGAAAUAUUACCUGAUAAUAAGUUACAAAAAACUGAAUGUUCGAUAAAGAAAUCAGUCAAACCUCUAAUCGAAGUAGUUUCUGAAUAUCCUAUGACAACUAAAAAUUCUGAACAAACAUCAUCAGAGCAAAAAGAAAUUAAACAAUUGCAUAGUUCGCAAACUAUUUCCUAUUGCAUACAAAAAGAUGAUGCCAUCAGAAAGUCCGAAGAGACGAUUGACACUUCUGAUGAAUUUGAAAAGCUUAUUAAUUAAGAAAGCGCAGUUAAUUUAAAAGAGGAAAUAAAAGUCGAAAUAUUUACAACAUCGUGCACAAUAGACAAUGCAGAAUACAAGGAAGAGUAUGUACAAACGAAGAAUGCAAAACCAUCGCGACAAAUAUGAAAGAGUAUAGAAACACAAGUUGCACAGGAGAAUUAA